UCCAGCGCCCACGGAUCACCUGCGUCUGGGUUCCGUACCGAAUCGACCUGAGUCUGGGUUGCCGUUGUUCUGGGCUGUGUGGGGUUUCGCCGCACCUCUUGAGAGGUAAUUGGUGUCGCAGACCUGGAACCCACGCCGGCGUGGACUAGAACUGCGUUUACACCCUGGUAUCCACGAUUUUUCUGCUACCGCCUGUGUCCACACUCCAGGCUCACUUCAGACCCAAAUAUCCCUCCCAAAAGAUGCUGGUACUGGUCUUGACAUCCAAACUGCAGGACCCACUAGCGAAUGCCACCCUAAGAGAAAUUCCAGCCCUCAUCUUCUGUUAAACAAAAAGACUCCGAAGGACAUAGCACUCCAAACAUGAGUGGAUAAACAAAAGAAGCUACUCCAAUUUUACCUGGAAACCCAGACAGGAGAGCUCCUCCAGGCCCCAGCACCAUGCGUCAUUGCCUAUGGAAAUAUAUCAUAGUUGUUGUGUCCUUAAUCUUCCUGAGCUUCUUCCUCCAAGAGAAUAAUGAAGAGCAUCUUACAUAUAACUUAUCAUUGGAGGAAAAGAAGAAAAUACUGUGGCAGCUCAGGCAGGACCAAAUGAUCUCUGAGAGCAGAAACCAUCUAGAGAACUUCAAGGACAUGCAGAAAGCCUCCCCUUUACUCCAACAGGCCAAGUACAAAUUGCUGGCUGGAUCCCCUCCCCAGGAGAAGAAACUGCUGACCAUAGGGAUUUCCUCAGAGCAACACCCUAACGGGAGCUACCUCUUGGACACUCUGCGGUCCCUGUUCCAAGCUUCCUCAGAACACGAGCUGAAUUGUAUUGUGGUGCUGGUCCACCUGUCAGAUCCCGACCCCGAAUGGCUCAGACGAACAGUUGCCAAUAUUUCAGACCUCUUCAAACCACAUAUUGAGGCCCAGAAGCUGCUCGUGAUCCACGGUCGUCUCGGUGACUCUCCUCUCCCAGGAGAUCGGAAUAAUGUUAGUCGUACCUCACGCUGUGAAGCGCAUUAUUCCAGGCAGAAAGUCCAUUAUGCCCUCCUCAUGAACUUUGCUAUCAACCUCUCUGAAUACUUUCUGAUGAUGGAAGAUUAUGUUUACUGCACUUCCAAAUUUAUUUCUACCAUCUAUUGGGCAUUAUCAGCCUGGAAAGAACUACCUUGGGCGAUCCUGGAGUUCUCCAGCCUAAGCCUCUCAGGGAAAGUUUUCCACACCAGUGACCUCUCCCGCCUGGCCUCUCUCUUUCUCCUUUUCCAUAAGGAUAUUCCCAUUUACUUGUUUCUCUCUGAAUUCCGCCUUCUCUUGGCCCAGAAUGUUCCAAUUCGUUUCAGUCCCUCAGUCUUCUUCCACAUAGGCAAGUAUCCUGCGUUUGAGGACACAUGCUUUCCUGUGGAGAAGGAGAAGGUGUUUGGUGAACCAGACAACCCCGUUGCCAGCGUCCUCACUGACAUGAUGGCAGAAAUGAAUGGUAUUCCACAAUAUGCUUAUACUCUGAACAAAGGGUGCUACUCUACUCUCAAUCCUGUAAGAGGCAACUACCUGACAGUGAUUUUGGAGAAGCCACAAAAAGUCAUCCGGAUAGAGGUCCUGACAGGUUCUGACAAAAAAGGGCUUGGGGCGCCUGGGUGGCGCAGUCGGUUAAGCGUCCGACUUCAGCCAGGUCACGAUCUCGCGGUCCGUGAGUUCGAGCCCCGCGUCGGGCUCUGGGCUGAUGGCUCGGAGCCUGGAGCCUGUUUCCGAUUCUGUGUCUCCCUCUCUCUCUGCCCCUCCCCCGUUCAUGCUCUGUCUCUCUCUGUCCCAACAAUAAAAAAAAAACGUUGAAAAAAAAAAAUAAAAAAAAAAAAAAAAAAAAGAACU
Messenger RNA from Panthera uncia (snow leopard), 1848 nucleotides. RefSeq names its product alpha-1,6-mannosyl-glycoprotein 4-beta-N-acetylglucosaminyltransferase-like. Gene Ontology annotation, biological process: protein N-linked glycosylation. The transcript has 7 exons. Gene Ontology annotation, molecular function: acetylglucosaminyltransferase activity. The record is from RefSeq and is a predicted model, not a curated record. NCBI's taxonomy places the organism in Eukaryota, Metazoa, Chordata, Mammalia, Carnivora, Felidae. The coding region runs from base 442 to 1812 and encodes 456 amino acids.